This is a messenger RNA of Dovyalis caffra, 657 nucleotides long. The record is from the annotation of a GenBank genome assembly. NCBI's taxonomy places the organism in Eukaryota, Viridiplantae, Streptophyta, Magnoliopsida, Malpighiales, Salicaceae.
AUGGCCUCAAGAGGGAUCAAGUAUGUGGACUGCUAUGGAGUCGACAAUGCACUGGUUCGUGUAGCUGAUCCAGCUUUUUUGGGAUAUUUCAUUGAUAAAGGUGUAGCGGCUGCUGCAAAAGUUGUCCGUAAGGCAUACCCCCAAGAAAAGGUUGGUGUUUUUGUAAGGCGUGGUAAAGGUGGACCUCUCACUGUGGUUGAAUACAGUGAGCUGGAUCAGUCUCUGGCUUCUGCUAUCAAUCAACAAACUGGACAUGAAAAAUUCAAAUCAUUGAUUGCCAGAAGUUCUUACCAUCUAGCUGAGAAAAAAAUUCCUUCUAUUCAUGGCGGCACAAUGGGAUUAAAACUAGAGCAAUUCAUAUUUGAUGCAUUCCCAUAUGCUCCCUCAACUGCUCUUUUUGAGGUACCACGUGAAGAGGAGUUUGCACCAGUAAAAAAUGCCAAUGGGUCAAAUUUUGACACUCCUGAGAGUGCUCGACUACUUCUGCUUCGACUACAUACUCGUUGGGUGGUUGCUGCAGGCGGCUUUUUGACACAUUCAGUGCCUUUAUAUGCAACUGGUGUGGAGGUAUCACCACUGUGCUCUUAUGCUGGAGAAAAUCUAGAAGCCAUAUGCCGGGGAAGAACAUUUCAUGCACCUUGUGAGAUUACAUUCUAG